AUGGCCUUCAGCACGACGUCUGGGCACUACAAGUACUUGGUGAUGCCUUAUGGACUAGCCAAUGCCCCAUCAGUGUUUCAGGCAUUCGUAAACGAGGUGUUCCGGGACAUGAUCGGGCGCCAGGGGGUCGUGUAUGGAGGGCGCCAAGGAGCCAUUCCUCAUCCUCACCGACCAUCAGAACCUGGAGUACAUACAGACGGCGAGGCGGCUGAACCCACACCAAGCAAGUUCAAUGGGCAGCUGGAGAGGAUCAACCAGGAGCUGGAGAGGUUCCUUAGGAGUCACUACCAGGACCGACAGGGGGAGUGGGCCCGUUUCCUUCCCUGGACGGAGCCAGUGGUUCCUGGACCUCUGGCUAAUGCAGUCCCCCGCGACACCACUCCACCUCCCCUGGACAUCGAGGGGACACCCGCCUAUGCCGUUAGGUCCCUCCUGGACUCACGACAUCCCCCCAAACUGAUGUUGGACUGCUCAGUGGACUUGCUUUUCCUCUUAGAGGGCUCUACCACUCUCAACCUGGAGGAGUUCCUGCGCCUCAAGACCUUCCUCAAGCGCUUCUUGCAAGCUGUCAUGGGUCCCGACACCCCCGCUAAACUGGGACUGGCCGUGUAUGACGGGGAGGCUCGCGUGGAGGCCCAGGUGGGCAAGUUCCAAGGGGAUAUUAAGGAUCUCCUUAAAGCCGUUUAGGGGCUUAAGUCCCCGGGUGGGUCGAGGCGAACGGGCAACGCGUUACUCUAUGUGACGCACCACGGCUUCCUGAGCGCGCCAGUGUUCGCUGAUGUCCAGGACGACCUCCCCCACGUGGUAGUACUGCUCACAGCCAGCCCCACCACAGACGAGGUGGUUGAGCCUGCCAAGUAUGCACAGGAACGGUAAAUCUUCCUCAUAGGGGUAGGGCCAGAUAUGCUCAAAGGACAGCUGAACAACAUAACAGGGAACCCCCAACGCAUGCUCACCUACCCCUCCCUAGUUAGAUUCAACGCCAAAAUCCCAGAGCUCAGGGCCAAGAUCUGCAGCGUGGACAGUCAAGGUUGCCUGAGUCAGGCGAUGGACCUGGUCAUUGCACUGGACGGAUCGGCGGGCAUGGGCAACAACAACUUCACCAACCUCAGGGACUUUGUCCGCAGCGUCAGUGUACAGUUCGACAUCAACCACGACAUGGCCCGGAUGGGCCUGGUAGUUUACGGCCGUCAGCCAGUCACCGUCUUUUACCUCGACACCCACGAUUCGGGCUCGGCCGUGCUCUAGGCCGUUGCCGAAGCAACCUACGUGAGCAGCUCCAGCUCUACGGGCUCUGCACUCCUCCACAUCCAUUCCAAGGUGUUGACGGUCAAAAAGGGGGCGCAGCCAGGGGUCAACAAGGCCAUCGUUGUGGUUACGGACGGCGCUGGAAGGGACGACGCAGCGGUGCCUGCCCAGAAGAUCCGGGACAACGGCGUGUCUGUGUUUGUCAUUGCGAUCAGGGACAUGCAAAGGGAGAGGCUGCUGCGCAUUUUCAGGACGGAGGACCACAUGAUUUCGGUGCUGUCUUACGAGGACCUGAAGUACUUUGAGGAUGUGCUGAUGCAGAUGGCGUGCUCAGAGGUGAAGAAGCCAGUAAACCUGUGUAAGCCCAACCCCUUUAUGAAUGACGGGACCUGCAUCCUAUCAGGCGGGAGCUUCCGCUGUCAAUGCCGAGGCUACGAGGGCCCACACUGCAAGACACGGAGUAGCAGGGCUUCAUCUAGGGGAGAUCUCCCCAGGCCUUCAGGACUCAAGAAGAAGAACAGGUAGAAAAAUAGCCACCAAGAGCUACUGCGACUCUACAAAGUACACCACAAAAGACACACAGCCAGGGUAGCCUAACACACACACACAGACACACACGAACACACACACAAAGGGAAGCAUUAUAGAGAGGGCACAUGCACAUUUUCAGAUUCAAAGUCACUCAAUAUCAUAUUCCUAACAGA
This is a messenger RNA of Coregonus clupeaformis (lake whitefish), 1952 nucleotides long. It is a transcript of the gene vwa2, whose product is annotated as von Willebrand factor A domain containing 2. The record is from RefSeq and is a predicted model, not a curated record. The transcript has 7 exons. Lineage: Eukaryota; Metazoa; Chordata; Actinopteri; Salmoniformes; Salmonidae.